This is a messenger RNA of Mytilus trossulus (common blue mussel), 2820 nucleotides long. RefSeq names its product glycine receptor subunit alphaZ1-like. Lineage: Eukaryota; Metazoa; Mollusca; Bivalvia; Mytilida; Mytilidae. Gene Ontology annotation, biological process: chemical synaptic transmission; regulation of membrane potential; chloride transmembrane transport. Gene Ontology annotation, cellular component: plasma membrane; synapse; neuron projection. The record is from RefSeq and is a predicted model, not a curated record. Gene Ontology annotation, molecular function: chloride channel activity; transmitter-gated monoatomic ion channel activity involved in regulation of postsynaptic membrane potential; excitatory extracellular ligand-gated monoatomic ion channel activity. The transcript has 11 exons. The coding region runs from base 611 to 1978 and encodes 455 amino acids.
UAGAGAUAGACAACUCCUAAAGUCCUGAUUAGAACACUGCCAAACUGUAUUGAGGAGAGAGAAACAGAUCAUCGAACUGUACAGCAGAUAAUCUAUUCCUGUUCUCGCCUUACAGAUUUUCUGUAUAAUAUUUACAUACUAUAUUAUAAUUUCGAGUAUUUGAUUAAUCAAUGAUUUCGGCAUCUUAGAGGAGGAAGAAAAUGGAGAAAAAACUGUUAUCAACAUCACAUAGCAUGGGAAUUGUGUAAUACAACAUAGACACGCAUAUAUAAACAAAUCUUACCAUUACGUAACAUCUUUUAAAGUGGGAAUGCAAUGUUGCUGAACGAUUCACAUAAACACAUGUACUGGUUGUUGAUGAAUAUCGAGGUAUUACAAUCUUAUCGGCGCUAGGGACUAUCGUCAUACUUUAAAAUCUGUAACGUCACAACAGACAUGGGCAUAGAAAACUAGUUGUGAAAUAUAAAAACCGUAAGAUGGCGACAAAGGAACAUCACCAUCCAUAAAGGGAAAAUUAGCCACAUGGAAAGGAAAAUAGUCCCUUUUAUCAUAAAUCUUAGUUUGGAGUUUCCAGUGUUCAACCGAAAUAACUAAAUCCAGGAAAGAAAACAUGACGCGAAUUCAGGACAGGAUUUUCCGGAUAAAGAGCCUUUUGAUGUGUAUUGCAUGUCACGCUAUCUAUGUAACGGCGGCUAAUGACAUAAAGGCAAAAAUAGUAGAUCUCCUGUGGAAAGGAGAUAACCAAGAGGUUUUAAAAUUUCCACCUCAUUAUGACUUAGAUGGAGGGAAGACCGAUAUUUUCUGUGAUAUGUAUGUUACAAGUUUUGAUGAUGUAAAUGAGGCAGAUAUGGAUUUUACGAUAAGUCUACUGUUACACCUAGAGUGGACCGAUAUGAGGUUACAGAAAGACCUCCAAUCUUUAGAUUUCGAGGAAGUUGAACUAGAUUCCAAAAGUGUCGGUAGUUUAUGGACCCCGGAUGUGUUUUUCCCAAACGAGAAAGAAGCUUCCUACCACAAUAUCAUGUCACCUAACAGAAUGUUUCGGUUGACUAAGAAAUGUAUACUUAAUUAUACAGUCAGACUGACCUUAAAGCUGAGUUGUGUAAUGAGGUUACAUAGUUAUCCUUUUGAUAAACAGACAUGUAGACUACAUUUAGAAAGCUUUGGUUACGAUGCUCAGCAGAUAAAUCUGCAUUGGUCCAAGGAAAACCAACCUAUCGGGAUGAAUAUAACCAGUCUUCCUCAGUUUGAAGUUGUGGGUCAUGCUUAUGACAACUUCUUUUCUGAUCAUCGGAUAAGAGGAAACUACAGUACCUUGUCUGCACAGUUUGACUUCCGUCGGAACAUUGGAUACUACGUUGUUCAAAUGUACAUCCCGACUCUCCUUAUUGUCAUGUUAUCAUGGGUCUCAUUUUGGUUGAAUGUUAAUUCAGUACCCGGAAGAGUUACCUUAGGCGUGUUGUCAGUUCUGACUAUUUCUACCCAGAGUUCAAGUGUAAAUGCGUCACUUCCUCGUGUGUCAUAUACCAAGGCUAUAGAUAUAUGGAUGGCUACCUGUCUUGUAUUUGUCUUUGCUGCACUCAUUGAAUUUGCUAUUGCGAAUGUGCUGACUCGGAAAGGGUCACACAAGGGAAUCAUUAUGAAAAAACUGAUAAAGUUGGCAAAGGAAGUCAGGGAAAAGGCACUAAUGCGAAAUAAUCAAGGUGUAAUGGCUUCCUCUGAUCCAGAUGGUUUACGUCACAGAGGUAGCACUAGCUCGGAUGAAACAAAUGGAAAUAAAAAAGAGACUGUUGUAAAAAUGGAUGCAGGUGUGACGCUACAGAAACAACGCAGUGAAUUGGAAGAUAAACCAGCAUUUGAGAAGGGCAUGCUGUAUGCUAUGUACUGUGACGUUGCAUCGAGAAUUCUGUUUCCGCUCGUGUUUGCUAUAUUUAAUGUUGUAUAUUGGGUGCAUUAUAUCCAGAUUCUAAAUUAUUAGUGAGAAUGAUAUAACUUACUGUAGAAGUACUUGUAAAACAUUGGAUAAUUUAGAAAUAGAAAAAAGUUAAAAAUUUUUAUUUUUAUUUUGGAAGCUUCAUUGUUACGUGCAGCCGAAAGAAGACAGAGUUUAUAGAUUUUACAAAAUUUCCGUGUAAAAGAGGGGCAAAGAUUCCAAGGAGACAGUCAAAUUCAUAGGUCGAAAAUAAACUGACCACGCCAUGGCUAAAAAAACAAACAGACAAAUAAUGAGUACAAAAGACACAACAUAGAAACUAAAGACUACGUAACACGAACCCCAACAAAAAAGGGGUGAUCUAAGGAAUUCCGGAAGGGUAAGCAGAUCCUUCUCAACAGGUGGCACACGUCGUGUUACAAUAUUUCCGUGUAAAUAGUAUAUAUACGUUUUUACUGUUAUUAUUGAUUGGUCAAAACUCUGUGUCCAUGUAUGUCCUAGCGUGCUCAUGUUGGUAGCUAAGCAGUAAACUAUGUACAUUAUCAAAACCACCUACAAAUAUAUUUCAUUCGGUAUUUUAUACGAGUUUAUAAGCUUUUAAAUUACUAUAUUAGAAAUUAUCUUCGACAAAUGUGUAUGUCUAUUAAUAGAUUGUGAUGUUGUAGUACUAUGUUUAUAGUUUAUUUGUCUUUUAAUAUAUUAUGCCUAUUUUAUAGAUUGUGUUGUUGUAGAAUGUUUAUAAUUUGUUUUGAUAUGUUUGUCAUUUUUUAUUGUAAGUUUGUUUGUUAGUUUUGUUACGAAUUCAUUCCAGCGACUAUGAUUGUUAGGUAAUUUUAGCGGUAAAAGGGCGAUAAUUGUAGCGAUUUUAAUAAAUGUUCCACCCUUUG